AUGGCCCGGCCGGGGCGGCCGCUCCGCUCCGCGCUCCGAACAAUCUCCGGAGCCGCCGCGCUCCGUGCGCGUCCGCGGGGGGGCCGGGGCUGGGAAAAGAGUCCGCCCGGCCCGGGCAGGGGAGGGGGCGCGGCUGCCCCGCCCCGCCCGCGCCUUUGUGCGGGGGCCCGGGGCCGGACCGGAGAGGGCCCGUUGGGGGCGGGGGGAGCAGGCAGCGGCGGCUCCUCCGGAGCGCGGCCUGGCCCGCGCGGCGCCGACCCCUCGUCCGCUACCGGGCACCGGCGGAGACCCCGGGCGCGCUGCGGCCGCUCCCCCCAGCACCGCUGGUUCGGGGAGGCCCCCGGGCCGCGCUCCCCGCCCGCCGUGCCCCCCGCGGCCCGGCCGCUCCGUCCCGCCCCCCCCGCGCGGGGCCGCCGGCGCUGUGUUUACAUGCGCGGAGGGAUCCGCACAGCUGACAGCGGACCGCAGCCGGCGCUACUUUUUUUAAAGAGCCUCUCCGCGCGCCGCCAUUGGCUGAGCACUGGUCGCGUCACGCGCGGGGCGGGGCCAUCCGCCUCCGCGCGGCCGCAUUGUCUGCCCCGGCCGCGGAGCCCCCACGGCCCCGGCCCGGCCCCUUUGUUCGGGGGGAGCCGGGCCAUUGUCCUGCCCGCCGGCCGCGGGCAGCGCGGGGGGAAGGAGCGCUCCCGUUCCCGAGGGAGCGCCGCGAGGUGCCCGCCCCCGCGCCCCGGCGGUUACCGGGGCUCCCCCCGCCGGGGGUCCCACACUGGGCGGUCCCGGCCCCAGCAGCGGGGCUGGGGGGCGGUGCCGGGCGGGGGAGGGGCGGCCCCGCCGCAGCAGGCGCCGCACGUAGCGCACGUGCGCGGGGGGGCGGCCCCGCUCCCGCCCCCGGCCCGGCCCCCCGGCCCCGCUCCCGCCCCCGGCCCGGCACCGCCCCAGGGACCCCCGGCACCGACCCCCGGCCCGGCAUCGUCCCCGGGCCCCAGGGACCCCCGGCCCGGACCCUCGCACCGGCACCGCCCCCGGGCCCCAGGGACCCUGGCCCGGCCCCCGCACCGCCGGGGCUUCCAUGGCCCCCGAAGGCACAAAGUCACUCUCGGUACUUCAAGUCACCGGUCCAGAACGGAGCCAGCGCGGUGCUGUCACAUCCGACAAUGA
Zonotrichia leucophrys gambelii is the source of this 1155-nucleotide messenger RNA. Its product is annotated as basic proline-rich protein-like. Bases 1 to 1155 code for a protein of 384 amino acids. Lineage: Eukaryota; Metazoa; Chordata; Aves; Passeriformes; Passerellidae. The record is from RefSeq and is a predicted model, not a curated record. The transcript is spliced from 2 exons.